GUUCAACCCGCGCAUGCGUGUCUCGGAAUUCCUCUUUCUCGGUGGACGCAAUGGCGGAGGAAAAAAAAAAGGUCCCGUCGGUCCCUGAGAGCCUUUUGAAGAAGCGGAAGGCCUACGCCGCCUUGAGGAAUCGCCGCUUGAAGAGGCGGCAGGUACAGAAAAAGGCCAAUAGAGCAGAAAGAAAGGUCAUCUACAAAAGGGCUGAGCAGUACCACAAGGAGUACAGGGAGAUGUACAGGCGUGAGAUUCGCCUCUCACGAACUGCCCGUAAAGUGGGAAACUACUACGUGCCAGCUGAGCCCAAAUUGGCAUUUGUCAUUAGGAUCAGAGGUAUCAACGGUGUCAGCCCAAAGGUCCGCAAAGUUCUGCAGCUGAUGCGUCUUCGUCAGAUCUUCAAUGGUGUGUUUGUCAAGCUUAACAAGGCUUCAAUUAACAUGCUCAGGAUCGCAGAGCCGUACAUUGCUUGGGGAUACCCCAACCUGAAAUCUGUGCGUGAGCUCAUUUACAAGCGUGGCUAUGGCAAGAUCAAGCAGCAGCGUAUUGCUCUCACAGACAACGCUUUGGUGAAGAGGAGCCUUGGCGGCUUUGACAUCAUCUGUAUUGAGGAUCUCAUCCAUGAGAUUUACACUGUUGGCAAGAACUUCAAGGCCGCUAACAAUUUCCUGUGGCCGUUCAAGCUGUCGUCACCUCGUGGUGGCAUGAACAAGAAGACCACCCACUUUGUGGAGGGGGGUGAUGCUGGUAACAGGGAGGAUCAGAUCAACAGAAUGAUCCGAAGGAUGAACUAGUUUGGUCUGUCAACUCAAUGUUCAAUAAAAAAAAUUGGGGAAAAUGUUAA
This is a messenger RNA of Syngnathoides biaculeatus (alligator pipefish), 838 nucleotides long. RefSeq names its product ribosomal protein L7 (gene rpl7). The coding region runs from base 51 to 788 and encodes 245 amino acids. The record is from RefSeq and is a predicted model, not a curated record. Gene Ontology annotation, biological process: maturation of LSU-rRNA from tricistronic rRNA transcript (SSU-rRNA, 5.8S rRNA, LSU-rRNA). Gene Ontology annotation, molecular function: structural constituent of ribosome; RNA binding. Lineage: Eukaryota; Metazoa; Chordata; Actinopteri; Syngnathiformes; Syngnathidae. Gene Ontology annotation, cellular component: cytosolic large ribosomal subunit. The transcript is spliced from 7 exons.